Molecule: messenger RNA, 685 nt
Organism: Culex pipiens pallens (northern house mosquito)
Lineage: Eukaryota; Metazoa; Arthropoda; Insecta; Diptera; Culicidae
Exons: 3
Coding region: 227-637 (136 amino acids)
Molecular function (GO): odorant binding
Source: RefSeq, a predicted model, not a curated record
AGCGCGCCUCCAAAUCUCACUGCUCUACCUGUUCCCAAAAAUGAUGGAUAGUUGUCGAACCAAACCAGUUGGCUUCUUUUUGGAUGAACUCGCUUCUUCCGAAACUUGGUUCCGCGUGAUGACUAUUUAAUAUAAAAGCCCAAUCACUUCUGAACAGCUCCAUCAAAGUCGGUUCAAACUUCCUUCUAGAUAGUUGUACUUUUUAACUCUUAAAUUAUUUUUCAGAAUGAGGGUUACAAUCGCUGCGGUUAUGGUUUUUGUCCUGUGCGGACUCUGCAUGGCUGAGUAUAGUGAUAAGCAACAGGCAGCUCUUAACGAUGUGGCCACCAAGUGUAAGGAGAAGCUCGAUCUUCCGGAGGAUUCCGACAUUCCCAAAGCUGUCCAGUAUGGCGACUUUGCUGAAAAUGGUGAUCUCAAGAAGAAAUACGUCUGCUGCACCAUGCGAAUGAUGAACUUCAUCGACGAGCAGGGCACGAUCCAGAAGGAAGUGCUGGUGGACUUCCUGACCGACAAGUUCGACCGCAAACUGUCCACCGAAGUGGUCGAAAAGUGCGCCACCGUCGAGGGCGAAUCCGUCGGGGAAAAGGCCAACGCAUUCUUCAAGUGUUUCUUCCUGUCCAAGUCCUUCGACAUCUAAAGAAGUGUAGAGUAGACGCGGAUAAUAAAGUGCAAACGAAGCUCGAAA